Messenger RNA from Spodoptera exigua (beet armyworm), 2549 nucleotides. The record is from the annotation of a GenBank genome assembly. Lineage: Eukaryota; Metazoa; Arthropoda; Insecta; Lepidoptera; Noctuidae.
UGAAUAGGGUGUGCCGAACUUUCAUCAUGCGGCGUACAGAUUUUUGAUGAGUCGUCUCGUCCCCUGUCAUAUUAUUAUCACCAUAUCCGUUGUAGCGGACGUUUACUGUUAUUUUCUGUAUUUGAAGUUCAAAACAUUUAGAAAAUAAUCGUGCAGGUGUUUAAUGAGUGGUUUGAUACAACUUUGGGAGACGAAAGUAUUGGAGUAGUGAAGAUGGCAGUGAACGUUUAUUCAACGAAUGUGACUUCUGAGAAUUUGUCUCGACAUGAUAUGUUGGCGUGGGUGAACGACUGUCUGCAGUCAAACUUCGCCAAGAUUGAGGAGCUUUGCACAGGCGCUGCUUACUGCCAGUUCAUGGACAUGUUGUUCCCCAACAGUGUGCCCAUGAAAAGAAUUAAGUUCAAAACAAAUUUAGAACAUGAAUACAUACAAAACUUCAAAAUACUACAAGCUGGUUUCAAAAAAAUGGGUGUUGAUAAGGUAAUACCAGUGGACAAGCUGAUAAAAGGGAGAUUCCAAGACAAUUUUGAGUUUUUACAGUGGUUUAAAAAGUUUUUUGAUGCCAAUUAUGAUGGGAGGGAAUAUGAUGCUUUUGAGGCACGUGGUGGCAUCACAAUCGGGUCGGGGGCUUGUGAAUCAGGAGUACCGUUAUGUGGGGCAGUGCAGGCGCCGCCGCCACCCAGGGCUGCCCGCCGCCCAGCUCCUAUGCACCAUUCCGGCAUACCCAUUGACAGACUGGUGAAGGGUCGAUUCCAAGACAAUUUUGAAUUUUUGCAAUGGUUCAAGAAAUUCUUUGAUGCCAACUAUGGAGGCACGGAAUAUGACGCGGUGGCGCAACGCGAGGGUCUGCCUAUGGGGCACGGGGGCGCCUCAGCCCCCCGGGCCGCGGCAGCAGUUGCCAAGAAACCGACGGCGCCUGUCGCCAAAGUCGCAGCUAGACCCCAAUCCAUUGGCAAAGCAAACAGCACAGUAAGAUCUCCCCCAGUUAAUUUAGCCAGAAUAAAUCAAAGUGCUAAGGGAGACUCUAAAGUUAUUGACGAAUUAAAUCAUCAGAUAAACGAAUUGAAAGCAACAGUUGACGGCCUCGAGAAAGAGAGGGACUUCUAUUUUGGUAAGCUCCGGGAUAUAGAGGUGAUCUGUCAAGAAAUGGAAGAACAACAGAAUGCUCCAAUUGUUCAGAAGAUUUUGGAUAUUUUAUAUGCAACUGAGGACGGAUUCGCGCCUCCAGAGGAAAUAGACGGCGACAACCCACACCCGCCGGAGGAAGACGAAUAUUGAAUAUCAAUGUAUUUACGCGUAUCAUAGUGCUCUUUGUAUAUUACAUAUAUCAAAACGAAAUUAUCUCGCUUUACAAUCAUCGACAGUAUCGAGUGCUUAGUAUUUCACAGCCAAUGAGUCGUAUUUGAAUCAUGUAGGUUAAAUGUUUGGAAGCAGUGGCCCUAAAAUGGCUUAAUGUAGCUAAUGUUUACAUAUACCUGCACACUAGAUGUAAAAUGUAUAAUAAUAAAAUUUUACAGUUGCAAGGCUUGUACACAUUUAUUACAACUAAUUGUUGUAAACACAACACGCAAUAUUAUAUUGUUGAUUGUUGUUUCUGGAGAUUAGUUAAAUAAUAUUUAGCUGUUCUUUGCGUGUGUGUCAUCCUUUUGACUAUUUUUAAAACUGGAUCCGCGUCUUUUCCUGUUUCACACCUGCAUCGGGUAAUGGACAUCCCAAUGCGCGGUGUGCUACGUGUGAAACAUGAAAAAUGUCAAUGAGCAAAUAUUGUCAUAUGCACACACUGUAAUUAUUAUUUUAUACAAAUUCACGUGGCUGUGUCAUAACUAAGUGCAUUCCUUCACACGGGAGCGUAGUUUCUUGACAGGAAUUAUUUCUUAAUUCUGUAUGCUCUCCAUAUCCUGCUCAUUGAGUAAUCCUAAAGCUAUAUAAGCGAUGAAGUUUGACUGUGGACUUACAAAAGCUAUCUUCAUUUUGGGCCACUGGUGCCUAUAUAAAUGUGCAUUUAAUAGGUUGUUAAAUUAUUGGAAGAGAUUUACUGUUAAUUGUUUAAUUCUGUUAUGAUAAUAACGCAGUUGAUAAAAUUAUGAUAUUCGGUUCUAAAUUAUACCAUUUUUUAAACCGUUUUAAUAACAAGUGAAUAAUUAUGAGAUCUGAAAAUAACUAACAAAAUUUAACUUGUGAUUACCGUUAUGUGGUUGAGAUGGGUAAUCACUAAUUGGUUCCAGGUAGUGUGAUAUUUACAUGACCAUUAUUUAGGUUAAUCAAAAUACAAGACUUUGAAUUUUGCACUAUUAUAACUUACUAUAAGAGGUGUACUAAUACAUUAUAAUUCAACAUAUUUUUAUUUAGUAGAUUAUUACAUUCUUUAGACGCGUCGAAAGAUACUAACGACUUGUUGGCGUAAAAAGAUGUUAUUCGCUGGUUAAGAUAAAUAGAUAAUUAAUUUAUUUACUUUAGCAUUCAUAAAUUGCCUUAACAGCAGAUUAUUAAUUGCCUCUGGUUUUCAGAUUGUGAAUGUCUUAUCGAAUAAAAUAAUAACUUUAUUAAAA